CAGAUUCUGACGCUUUCAUACUUAUCGUGAACUCUCGCGAGAACGUCACUAACUUCCUGCAAUAGUUGUAGAUAAUGGCGGCGCGUCAUCUAACAGCGUUUGUAGCCUUUCAUUAACACCGGGUAAAUCCCAGACGAGCAGCGGGAAGCCAGCACAAUAACCACCCCCGGUGAGACGAAGCCGAACCCGUCAGGGUGUUUUUAACGCUGUAACUAAGCGCUUUAACAGACUGUUGGAGUCUCUGUCAGAUGCCUGCGUUGGGCUGGAGGGUAGGAAGGUAUGGUCUGAGGAAAGCUCCUGUAAGGAGGGUGGACUAGCUAUGUGGAGCCAAUCAGGAGGAGAGAAACCUCCAGCAGCGGAUCCAUACAUGGGGGAGUACGAGCUGUCAUCUGCAUGGAGGAAUCUGAACCAGAGCAAAGCAGCUCUGCGUCACAUUGAAAAUCAGUUGGAGGCGGCGGUUAGUUCGGGAGUCGUCAUCACCUCACUGAACACAGAGAAGACACACAAACGCAGAGGUAGGCGGAGCUCAGACGGUGAAGAGAAAGGGAUUAAGCCCCGCCCACAGAGUCGACGUAGCCCUGACAAGAGCUCUCGGAGCCCGUUGAGAACCAGCACACAGGACAACACACACACCUCACACAGACCCACAUCUUCUCCCCCUGAUGCCCCCCUGAGUCGUCAGGUGUACGAUCGAGACUGUCGUCCUCUUCACUCAGCCGACGCAGACAGCACUCGCUCCUCAGCGCUGGACGCAAUGACCGUACGCGUCCUCAACGACUCGCCUGCUCUGCAGAGGUCAGAGGUCACGACGGGAGGGUCAGAGUUCAGCCCGGGGUCUGCACGGCUGGAGAAGCUCCGUCAGCGUCAUACGGAUGAGAAGCUGGAGAAGCUGAAGGAGAGGAUCAGGAGGCAGAGGGAGCAGCUGGAGGAGGCAGGAGACAGGGGGAGGGAGGGGGUGAUAGGGGUGGGGCAAAGAAACUCUGCCCACCAGCACAGCACCAAAGUGCGUAAAGUUGCAGCUGCUCCUCCUGCGCCGAACUAUAAAGGGUUUAACAGCAGCCACGUGAACAGUCGCACCUCAGACGGACGAGUGUGGGGAGAGGACGAGUUUCACCUGAACGCUGAGAGUUAUGUCACAGAGCGAGCGAAGCGAAAACCGGUGGAGAAAGUGAAGCAGCAGCAGGAGAGGAAGCUGAUUAAACCCGUGAGGAAGAUUCAUCGAUCUGCAUCUGUUCCUGAACCUAAAGCAGCGAUCGGCGUGUCGUCAUGGCGAGAGGGUCAGAAAGUGGUGAAGAUGAUGCUGGGGCCGUCGUCAAGGGAACCACGUGCUCAGUCAGAGGAGAAGGAGAGUCGGACAGGUGCCGCAUCUCGCUCCAGUUCUGUCCCUCGGCCCGAGUCGGGUCACCGCUCAAGACCGAGCAGCAACGAAAAGCCUGCUGUAACUCAGAGCUCCAGAACAGCAGGAGGCACCAGAGGCAAAGAGCAUCAAUCAGAUCGAUCCUCCAGGCCACGAGUAAGCAACAGACACAGAGAAAGUGCCGUAACACCAGGAAGCGAUGCUGCGCUUUCUGCCAGCCUGGAACUUCUCCCCGCAGACAUUCGCGGUAUCUUGGAUGAUCUACACCUGGAAGACGGUGCGAGUUCACGCGACGCGGGCCAAAGCAGGAAGAGGGCGGGACGAAGCCCAUCGAAACUGCUCCCCGAACGCGCAGAGAGGGCACUGCCACGGAAACGGCACUACGAUGCAGACACAGUACGGCGCUACAUCGCUAAACAGCAGGAGGAGAGGAAGAGGAAGCAGAUGGAGGAGAGGCGGAGUCAGAGGGAGGAGCAAGAGAGACGGAGUCAGAGACUACAAGAACUGUACAAGAAACAACGUGAGGGCGUUGCCAAGCAACAAGUCCUGCCUCCUAAUCUCAUAAACCCUCGCCUGCAAGAGACGUACACCAAGAUACUCCUAGAACACACUCUGCAAGGGGCACGGCCGGGGUAUCAGCCAUCUGGGGAAUCAGAUAAAGAGAACAAGAGACUGGAACAACUCAGUCCUUCCACCAGUGAGCUCUCAGAACUCACACCGUCUCCACUCUGCAGGGCUGAUUUGGUGCCCCCUGCUGGUCCGUUCUUCUCUCAUCUCCUCAGUCUGGAACCAGAGUGUGUAAACUCCACUACACACAUGCAAGACACACACACUGUGGACACACACCAGGUGAGGACAGGCCACGCAGACACACACACCUCCUGCAGGCUGAACCGCAUGGAGGCCCUGAAGGCUUGCGCCGCAUCUCUGUCCAGCCGAAUAGAAAACGAGGCACGAAAGCUUGUUGCCUAUAGAAACGACGACGACGAUGGUCACGCCCCUCGCACCAAACCACCGAGUCCACCAGAGAGAGAGCGACCCGAUUCCAGCUCGAUCCACAAUGAUGCGAAAGAACUUCCUGGGGUUGGCAACCUGUACAGCUUCAUCACCCGGGACUGUUGGGGUGAGAUCGGCAAACCCCACCCACCCGCAGCCGGUACCGCCGUCCCGCUUUCCGUGCAGGAAGAGAAACACGACUCGAGCGGAGGCUCCAUCAGCGAGGGCUUGCUGAGCGACGGCAGUCUCUCCGAUCCCGGUGAGAAUUCUGCAGCUCGCAAUGAACACCACAACGAGGAGCGCAUCACCCUGUUCCAGAAAGAGGCAGAGCUUCACGUGCCGUAUCGGCCUGUGGUGAUGUCACAGCCUCCGUGGGAGGAGCUUAACAAGGGCAGCCCUCACAGCGUCAUCCAUAUAUUCACCAAAAACAGAAACAAAUACAACAACGUGAUGGAUGCAGAAGUGGACAGAUCUCCACCUGCCCUCCGUUCCUUUCCGUCUACUCACAGCUUGCCAAACGGUGUCUACGAAGACGACUUUGUUUCCUCCCGCAGCAGCAGCCAAUCAGCAUCAAAGAGAACUACUAACGGCAUCAGUAACAGUCGCAGCUCCGGGGCAGCAGAUGACAAGAGAGAACAUGACCGAUUUCCUCACUCUUCUGCCUCUACUCCUUUGACCUCACCUUCCUCUGCCCACUCCAUCAGCAAAAGAGGUUCAGAAAAGAGUUCGGAGCGCACCCAGGUGGACGGAAGGAGAAGCGCGUCUUCAUUUGCCUCCGAGUCUCAGAGGAACGACUGGAGGAAGAGCGACUCGCCUCGAGGCUCUCGCAGUAGCGCCGACGUGAACGGGACACCAGGGGGCACCUCGGCGCACUCCAGCCACAGUGUGAUGUCCGAGAUUCCACAGUUUCCCAGAAACACUGCCGACUCUCCAAGAAUCUUCGGCUCCUCUUCAUCCAGUCCUGCAUCUGUCAGAGAUUCCACCCCCAGAGCUGGAGGGCUUGUGCACACUAUAGUCCCCACCCCAGAACCAGCACACUGCACCACAGAGCUACAUUUUACCCCAGUUGUGCUGCAGCAACGUCUAAGUGCCGAGCUAAACUUCAUGGAUGCAGUGGAGGAGUCAGUGAGACAGCUGAGCGACGUGGAGAGAGUCCGAGCUGUCUCACUCGCUCAGCAGGAGAGCGUCUCACUCGCACAGAUCAUCAAGGCUCAGCAGCAGAGGCAGGAGCGAGAGCUGCAGCUGUUGAGGCUGAAAGCAGAACAGGAAGCGCUGGAGUCUCAGAGACACGUACAGGAGAGCCGAGAGAGAGCAGCACAGGCCCAUGCAGAACUGUGUGUGGAUCUGGUUCAGUCCCAUCAGAAGGCUCUCUUGGAGCUGCAAGAGAACAGCAGCAAGAUGAUCCACCAACAGACCGAGACGGCGCAACAGCUCAGAGAGAUGACCGAGAUGACUCGUUCUCAAAUGCUUCCCUCUGUCACACCUGUGAGGCAGCCACACCCACAAACAGACAGUAGUAGGAGUGAAGUCUCUGCAGAGAAUACACCAUCAGCAGACACUCCACAGAGCAGCUUCGCUGAGUCUGAGUCCUUCAGGAUGCAUACUGUCAGCGGCGUGAGACAGGGCGAAGGAGGCGGCAUGGACAGGAGCAGCUCGGUGGAAGAGGAAGUGAACACUGCUGCUGAUGAUUGCCUGCAAACCGACAGAGCAGACAGCGCCUCAAUAAAUUAUUCUUCGAAGUUUGACGAGUCCGUGACGGAGGACGAGUUGGAGAAGUCGUUUCGUUCAGUGCUUCCGUCAGAGUCUCACUGGAGGGGAUCCGUGGAGAGAAAACGCCAAUCGGACGAGGAACCUCACGCUGAAAAGUCAUCUACCAAGGACGGCAGUGUCCCAGUGUUCUCCGCGGAUCAGUACAGCUUCUCAGAGUUCACCAUGGCGAUGGUGAAGCAGUGCAUGCAGGAAGAGGAAGUUCGCUCUCAGCAUCAGAGUUCCCUCCUGCGCCUCCGACAUCGAGCGCUGAAGGAGAAAACCCGAGCUGAGCUCGACUGGCUCGAGCUUCAAAAGAGGCGUCUGCGGGACAAGGGAGAGGAUGAUAAAAUGCCUCCGAUCCGCAAAAAACAGCGAGGCCUGCUGCUGAAACUACAACAGGAGCAGGCGGAAAUAAGGAGGCUGCAGGAGGCGAACCGAGCGGCACGAAGGGAGAGGAAACUGUUGCUGAAACAACAAGAGGAGAUCGAGAGGAUCCAACACACAACACUGAAACUGAGGGAGAAACUCAGGAACGCUGAAGAUACAAACCAGAGGUCACCCCUGUCAAAUGCGAGCAGGAGUUCGGCCCCUCCCACCGAGCUGGACGUGGAGUUUCGUAGCCCCUCCUCUUUAUCUGUGUCGGGGAGCGAGACCAGCAGCAUAAUGAAGAAGCUGAAGAAGAUGAACUAUCACACAGAUGAGAGAUUUCUUACUCAGCGUGAGCUGCGAUUGGUACAUUGGCGUCAGCAGGUGGAGGCGGAGCUGAGGCGCACAGACGGGGCGGAGCCCCAGUGGAAGGGGCAGGCGACGUCAGACAGACACACACAGCAGAAACACAGCACAGACGAGCUGCAGAGAGACAGACAGGAGGAGAAGAAGACAGGACAAGAGGUGCGCAGUGAGGGUGACUCGUCAUCUGUGCUGUCCGUCUCCAGCAUACACACUGUACAGGAGUGUGUGAACACACACAGCCACGAGUCUCCCCUGGUUCCUGAAAGUUCCAGCAGUAAAGUGACAUCACACAGCAACACCAGGAAGCGAGACCUCCCUUCAUCAGGCCCAACAUCUGAGGCAGCAUCGGAUCAGAGUGACAUCGAGGGGCGUGUCUUGGCUCUGAGGGCGGAGCUUCGCCGGCGUAAAGCUGAAGUGCAGCGUCUAAAGAAGGAGCAGAGACUGAGACACAAAGAGCGACUGAAAGCUCAGGAGGCCAGUCUAAUCAAACAGUUGGAGUCCUACAACAACUUCAUUCAGAAGACGAAAGCUGAGCUGAGUAAAGCAGAUGCUGCCACUUCGACUAAACCCCAGAUCAAGACUCCAACAUCGGGCUCACAUAAGUCCGGAACAGAAACCUCCACCCCGGACAGGUCUGAAACCGAGAAGAGUUUCACAGGAAAAAGCCACGAGUCUGAAUCAGAGAAAUCGGACAGGACACACACAGAGUCUCCGGAGCCGAGCGAUGAAGAUCCUCCCACCGUGACCCCGACCCCGGUGUUGGGAAGCCCCGACCGUCUGAGUCCUCCUGAAACUCAGCAGGAUGAGCACACGCCCCCUCAAAGCCCCACUAGGCCAGAAACCGACGCCUCUGCCAAUCAGAGCGCAGCCUCCGGUCCGAGGUCGGAGCUCAUCGAGGAGCUGGAAUCUCCGAGGUCACAUUUGUCUCCGUCAGAGCACUCGUAUCAGGUGCUGGAUCUGAAGGUCCAGGACACAAACCAGGAUUUCUCCAAGAACGAAACGGAAAUUGCCUUCGCUGUAAAAGUCAUCCAUGAAGAAGAAGAAGAAGAAGAAGAAGAAGAGCAUGUGAACAAUUCAGAAGAUAAUAAAUCCACUUCCUCGUUCGUAGCUGAACCAGAAGAACCCAAACGUCCAGAGAUUCCUUCAUCCUUAGAAGUCUCUCACACUCCGGACGUUUCCCCGAGAAAGGAAGACUCCGAGCUCAAACCCGCUCCUUCGUCGACGGUCGACGACGACGACUACAAAGAUGAUUUCGAAUCAGCGAUUCAGGAGGAAACUCGACCUCGCUCGCCAUCUUCUGAAGAUCCAGAAGAGGAAUCGUACAAAUUCUCCUUCAGCAGCGAGGAGGAGAUCGAGGAGGAGAUUAGCCUCAAGUCAGGGAACGCUAGCGGUACCUUCGAGCAGGAAAGACCUUUGGAUCUCGACUUCCUGGGAAAGGGUACAAAAGAAAGCGUCGAUGUUCUCAGCACUCUAAAGACUCUGGAGGAUGAAAUGCCCGGUUAUGCGAUUGGUGAUCGAGUUCUGGUGAGCAACGUUCAGCCAGGAACUCUGAGGUUCAAGGGACCCACCAGGUUUGCAAACGGAUUCUGGGCCGGAGUGGAGCUGGAUGUAUCCGAAGGAAGCAACAACGGGACCUAUGAUGACAUCAUUUACUUCCAGUGCAAAGAGAAACACGGCAUAUUUGCUCCUCCCGAUAAGAUCUCUCAUUUACCUGAGAUGAUCGAAGGUCGUACCAGAACCUCAGAGGAGGAAGAUUCCUCGUAUGAUGAUCCGUCGAACGAAGCGGAGAAGACGGACGAGACCGAAAGCAUGUUUCAGAAUAAAAAAGCAGAUCCAGGUCCACCUUCGGAGAUGAGGGAACCUUCUGAGAAACACUUCAAUAUUGAUUUGAAGCCUUCAUGCAUUACAGAAGACUUGAAGAUUGACCCUGCUUCUGUCGAUGGUGAGAUCUUCGAAGAUCUUAAUGGAGGAAAUCAUUCUGCGUCACUCGAGAGGUUUGGAGACGUUGUCCUUGAAUUUAAUGAUGUCUCUAAAGUUCAGGAGGUUCAGGAGGAUCAAACACCAGACAUUCUGGACCUGCUAAUCUCUGGUAAGACGUCUACUUCGACAGAGGACCUCCAGAAACCUUUAGAAGUUCCACCCGAGAAGACAUCCGAGGACGGCGUGGAGAGCAAACCCCUCGUGACUCUGGCUGAUACGCUUAUGGAACGCUUCAUGAGCGAUGCCCUGCAACAGUUUCAGCAGAUCAGGAAAGCAAAGGAGCAGAAAAUCUCAGUCGCUAAUCAACUUGUCUUCCUUGGUGAGGAUGAAGAACUCAGUGGAGACAUGAUGUCCCAGCUCAGAACUUCGUCCAUCAGCCAGACGAACAAGGAAAGUUUCCACAUUGUCUUUGACAAGGACGAAGAAGAAGCGUCUUCUCCUGAGCUCUGCAACCGACUGGAGAGCCCAGUGUUGGGUCAGGAGGAGCUGGUCCAGCGCUUAGAGGAGCUGGAGCUGAACCGCGAGUUCCUACACGUGCUCGGCGACGAGCCGGACUGGUUCGAUGAGGACUUCGGCCUCAGCUCUCGCAAACACGCUCAGCACAAGAACAAACUCCGGCAGGAAGAGCUCACGUCCACGUCUUCAGCCAAACUCCCACUCGUCAGGCAGCAGGAGGAGGCGGCGACCACCGCUAUGCUGGUCCCUCACAAAGCCGGCGAGGUGGAGAAACUGGUGGGCGCCGCCCUGCUGGAGAUCUGGAGGAGCUGCGGGAUGGAGCAGGGUAAUCAGAGUCUGACAGCGUUGCCCAAACCCCAGGCUUCAGGAUCCCUGCUGGGGGAUGAGAACAGUGAGGAGUGUGUACACAGCUACAAACAGGCGGUGUUUGACCUGGCGUGGGAGCUCAUGCAGGAAAUCUAUGCUGAGGAUCCCAACACCAAUCGUCCUCUGUGGAUCAAACCACGGCGUGUUAAUUCUACAUACAUCCACAGAAUGGACGACCCCAGUGACCUCACUAAAGUCCAGGCGUUUGUCACCAGUGAGGUUCUGAAGCUGUUGAGUCUGAAUAAAGAGCAGAACCACAGAAGCGACUGGCAGAAGAUGCUGAAGUUUGGCCGUAAGAAAAGAGACCGAGUCGACCACAUCCUGGUGCAGGAGCUCCAUGAAGAAGAGGCUCUGUGGGUGAACUACGAUGAAGACGAGCUGCUGGUAAAGAUGCAGCUGGCUGACGGGAUCCUGGACACGCUGCUGAAGGACACGGUGGACGUUCUCACCAACAUCCAUGAGAGGAGAUCCGCACAGGUCUCAUCCUGAUCCUCCUGCACACGUCUGCCACUACACCCGUUACUACACCCGCUAUACCCUGCUCUGAACCAGGAACACAGAGUUCUCUGAGGGAUCUAGAUGGGUCGUGUCCCAAUCCUGCUGCUCAGAUCUCCUGUCGCUUCCUUCGAAACCCUCCUCGCGUUUGGGACCGAAGCGGAUCUUACCUCCGUCUGUACGACCGUACGAUAUUCACCUACGUGCUGGAUUUUUAAUUUAUUUGUAAAGGAAGAAAAACAUUUUUUUUAAAAAAAAACUUGUGUGAAAAUGUGUAAAGAGAUGAUUUUAAGCGAGCGUAUACGUGUCUAAGCCCAAGCAGAACCCGGAGGAACCGAGCAGAAGGAGAUGAUUUAGAGAUUAAUGCAAAAUAAAUUGUUGUAUAAACUGCGUAUUUUAAAGAUUAAGAGAUUUAGAAGAGUUUAAUGAUCAGAAACUAAACCUAAGGAGUACAUGAUGAGAUUAGUGCUUUAUUCACCCUCACUUUCCCUUCUGCCUUUACUGAACCUCCGUAUUAAGUGCCUCACGGUUUCUGCUCCCUCCGUAGGGGAGAAACGUUUUAAGCCUUUCUCUCGUGCGUUGUGAGCCGAGCCGCCUUCGUACACUCCGGACUCUUAAUCUCCAUCCGUCUCUGCCUUAAAGCUGGGUUAUAGAGCAGAGGAGGAGUGUGGUAGCUGGUAGCGUGCCCUCGGUGGUAGCGUGCGCUGGGUGGUGGCGUGCACUCGGUGGUAGCAUGCCCUCGUGGUAGCAUGCUGUGGGUGGUAGCGUGAACUCGGUGGUAGCGUGCACUCGGGGUAGCGUGCAUUCGGUGGGACGUAAAAAAGACAAACUCUGACCACAAACUUCUCAGAGAUCGAAAUGCUCAGUAAACUCGUCCCACACUCAGUAGGGAACCUUCUCAACCACGUUUAGAACAAAACCGUUUAUUUUUAGAGGCUGCGUCAAUCCUGCAUUAAAGACGGACCCUCAUCUCUACGAAGUCCAGGUGGGUCGUGUCCUGAUUCUGCUGCUCACCCUGUUUUUAUGCACACUUUACUCUUGGUCUCUUUAUUCUACAUGUAGAACAGAGCCAGAACCUCUGAGAUUAAAACCGAUCCUGUCCUGGUUCUGCCGCUCGGACUCCUCUUACAUACUCAGUACGUUUCGUCACGCUGGACAGACAUUUUUUGAGAUUUUUCAGCAGGCUGUGUUCUAAAUCUGGACUUUCCUCAGUAAGGCUCCUUAAAGCCCGUUUUCUGCAUUUAGGACAGAACCAUUUUUUGCUACAAGUUUUUAAAGUCCGGAGUCACACUUUUCACUCUACCUCUUUCACACAAAGGCAUGUUGUGACUCGACUCUUUCCUACAGCGAUAACCUCCUUUUUAUGACCGUUGUAGAAUUGAAUCAUGAUCUGUAAUGAAGUCAUUCCUUCGCUCCUCCAUCUUUCUCUCUCAUUCUGAGCAGAAUUAUGGGAUUGCCUUGUACAAGAGUGACAUAGCAUCAAGUGCUCCUUCAGACAUGUCCAUAAUAAGGGCUCUAACACAACAGCGGCCUCCGUUCUGCCUUCUGUAGGGACUCGCAGUAAGGAACCUCCCUAACACCUGUGUGUAGGACGAAGCCAAACACCCCGCCCCCUGAGCGGUAACACCCCGCCCCCUGAGCGGUAACACCCCGCCCCCUGAGCGGUAACACCCCGCCCCCUGAGCGGUAACACCCCGCCCCCUGAGCGGUAACACCCCGCCCCCUGAGCGGUAACACCCCGCCCCCUGAGCGGUAACACCCCGCCCCCUGAGCGGUAACACCCCGCCCCCUGAGCGGUAACACCCCGCCCCCUGAGCGGUAACACCCCGCCCCCUGAGCGGUAACACCCCGCCCCCUGAGCGGUAACACCCCGCCCCCUGAGCGGUAACACCCCGCCCCCUGAGCGGUAACACCCCGCCCCCUGAGCGGUAACACCCCGCCCCCUGAGCGGUAACACCCCGCCCCCUGAGCGGUAACACCCCGCCCCCUGAGCGGUAACACCCCGCCCCCUGAGCGGUAACACCCUGCCCCCGAGCGGUAACACCACCACCACCACCCCCCGAGCGGUAACACCCCGCCCCCUGAGCAGUAACACCCACCUCCUGCUCCUAAGCUUCCACCUUCACAGUCUUCUUACAUGUUGAAAUAUCGUGAUGUAUAGAGCAGGUUCUGUAAUUAACUCACUAAACGGGAGCUCAGGGUGGAGUUGGACGAGGACAGAGGACAGAGGACGCAGCUCUGUUUGUGCACAUGUACAUAUUAAACCUUACAACUGUUUAAAAUUGUAAAUAAAGCUCUAAAAUAUUCA
Messenger RNA from Tachysurus fulvidraco (yellow catfish), 10439 nucleotides. RefSeq names its product centrosomal protein 350 (gene cep350). Gene Ontology annotation, biological process: microtubule anchoring. Gene Ontology annotation, molecular function: microtubule binding. Gene Ontology annotation, cellular component: centrosome. The transcript has 39 exons. The record is from RefSeq and is a predicted model, not a curated record. NCBI's taxonomy places the organism in Eukaryota, Metazoa, Chordata, Actinopteri, Siluriformes, Bagridae. Bases 320 to 8125 code for a protein of 2601 amino acids.